AGAGAACGAAGGGAAUAAACAAGUGGUCGAACAGAGUGGAAUCAUUAAUAUUGUAAAGUAACACCGAUUGAUAGGGGGAAAGCACAAAAGCCAGCAGUUCGUUUGUGUACGUUCGCUACCUCUGAGAUAUCCUGUCAUUUUCUUUUCAAGUCUUUUAGAGAUUCACGGUACUGAUUACAAGCUAGCUUCUCUGUCAUCAAUGAGACUAUCAUCGUUCGUGUAUUUCAAUAUAGAUUGACGUAAAUUGAAAAAUAAAAAGGAAGAAAAUAAUAAUAAUAUAUAUAUGUAUUAAUAUAUCUAUAUAUAAAAAUUCAAAGGAUCGUAAUGAAAAGGCAAACGCUCGAAUGUAAUACGAUAGAUUAUUACAUACUUCCCAAUAAGAUUUUAUGCAAUAUCGUUGGAAUAUGGCCGAUCGAGGAGAAAAAAAGUAUAAUGAUGAAAAAGUCCUUCGCUUACUUUCGCGUAUUCUUUGCUUUGACAGCUGUCAGCAGUGUUCUCGUGCCAGAGAUUUUGGCGAUAAUAAUGAAUUGGGGAGAUAUAGAAGUAUUGACAGGUGUAGGUUGCGUAUCUACGACAGUCGGUCAGCUACUGUUCAAAAUGAUUUACUUAUUGGCCAGAAGAAAAAUAUCAUUGAAAUUAUACAAGGAUAUAAGGAAUUGUUGGUACAUGUCCAAUGAUACGAAUAAUAGAAAAUGCUACGAGGAUCUAGCUGGCAAAGCUAGAAUAUUAACAAUGGGCUUCCUUUUUUCUGGUAUAUGCAACGUUAUGACAUUCACAAUCGUGGCCGUGAUAAUUCGGAUUAAAGAGGGUCACUCGAAAGGCAACCAAACCGAAAUGAUUUAUCAUAUGCCGUUCGAAGUAUGGUACGGACCAAAAGCUUUACAGUCUCCAAGCUUUGAGAUUGCCUUUAUAUGUCAGAUAUUGGCAUCGGUUAUCUGUUGUGCCGGAAUUAUCGGUUUGGACGCUACUAUGAUGACCUUGAUAUUACAUAUAUGCGGUCAAUUCAAAUUAAUUCAAGCAUGGUUCCGCAGUAUUGGAAGGAAUGUCGGUCAAGCUUUGAUAAAGGACAAUACGAUUUCCGUGAAGCUAAAAUGUCAGAUAAAGAAAAGCAUUGAGCAUCACCAACGAAUGAUAAUUGUGGUUAAAGAAACGAACGAUUUAAUAAGUCCCAUAAUAUUUGUACAACUUUUGACGAGCGGAUUAGAAAUUUGUUUGAGCGGUUAUUCCGUAAUGUACGGUGCUUCUGGGCUAGAUUUAAUAAAAUUCAUUUCUUAUCUAUGCUCGAUGAUGAUACAAUUGUUAAUUUGGUGUUGGCCCGCCGAAUUACUUGUUCAAGAGAGCAUCAAAAUAGCAGAUUCGAUUUAUUUCGACAUACCUUGGUAUAAUUUACCAACGACGUAUCGGAAGGACCUCUGUCUGAUUAUUAUCAGAGCACAAACUUAUUGUUGCGUAAACGCGGCAAUAUUUAAAGUUUUAUCCCUUCAAACUCUUACUAAGGUCUUCAAUACGGCAGCUUCUUACUUCACACUUUUGAAAGAAAUGUAG
Messenger RNA from Vespa velutina, 1545 nucleotides. Its product is annotated as odorant receptor 22c-like. The record is from RefSeq and is a predicted model, not a curated record. Gene Ontology annotation, molecular function: odorant binding; olfactory receptor activity. Lineage: Eukaryota; Metazoa; Arthropoda; Insecta; Hymenoptera; Vespidae. Gene Ontology annotation, cellular component: plasma membrane. Gene Ontology annotation, biological process: sensory perception of smell; detection of chemical stimulus involved in sensory perception of smell. Bases 325 to 1545 code for a protein of 406 amino acids. The transcript is spliced from 5 exons.